Molecule: messenger RNA, 639 nt
Organism: Fusarium subglutinans
Lineage: Eukaryota; Fungi; Ascomycota; Sordariomycetes; Hypocreales; Nectriaceae
Exons: 1
Coding region: 1-639 (212 amino acids)
Source: RefSeq, a predicted model, not a curated record
AUGACAGCCUUGACAGAAACAUCAUUUGCCAUGUUCCCUCAUCACUCCGACGCCGAGGACUUUGCUCGAUAUACGGACUCCAACGUCAUCUUCACUUCGGGACCCAUGGAUGUGAGCAUCCCUGCCGAUGCCUUUGGCUUCCAACAGCAGAACGGCAACCAAGAUGCAUUUGCUUCGUCAAUGGGAUUUGUCGAGCCCUCAUUGUACGCCGAGGCCCCCAACUACAUGCUCAACAGCCGCGCAUCACCCAGCAUGUAUACAGAUGAAUCUUCCGACAUGAGACUCCCUUCAUCAAGCCUUUCCACAGUCUCGGCAGCGUCAACAACGUCUUCGGCAAUUGGAUCUCCCCAAUCGAACCAUGGUCAAAUGGGUGCAAUGCCCGAGUGGGCUCCCCAUGGCCUCGGGCUCCAGCCUGCAAUUGUGGGCAGUGACUACAUCGGAUCCGAUUUUGCGUCGUUUUCUAGCUCCGGAAUGGAAGAGCUCAGCUUUGAUUUCCCGGCAGCAAAGGCCUUUGUUGGUAAGUUCAGAGCUAUUUCUUACUCGCUUCGAGUUCGGCGAUCCCUUUCCCCCUGCCUCGCAAGGGCAUUGGCAGAGAGAGAGACCCAGUCUGAGGCCUCUUCCCCACCACCAGAUGCUUAG